Messenger RNA from Anopheles gambiae (African malaria mosquito), 2995 nucleotides. Its product is annotated as C-type lectin 37Da. Gene Ontology annotation, molecular function: carbohydrate binding. Lineage: Eukaryota; Metazoa; Arthropoda; Insecta; Diptera; Culicidae. The record is from RefSeq and is a predicted model, not a curated record. The coding region runs from base 1800 to 2321 and encodes 173 amino acids. The transcript is spliced from 3 exons. Gene Ontology annotation, cellular component: external side of plasma membrane. Gene Ontology annotation, biological process: biological process involved in interspecies interaction between organisms.
GGAGCAACGAUGCACAACGCGCCCGGCGGAGGUCCCUUUCACUAGAGUUGGUGAGAUGAUUGCGCUGGUUGGCGUAUGCUUUCACAGUCGCGCAAAAGGAAAAAAAAAAUCGCCUUAGCAACAGUGAGUAGCAACCACGACAUCACACCGCACAUGAGGAGGAGGAGCGAAUAUGCAACGUCGCACCUUUUUGAUCGCGAAAUUCAUGCCACCACCGCUGCAGCAGCUGAUUGAUCGAUUAUCAACGCGUUGAGGUUAUGUGGCAGAGCUGCGAUCAUGCAGCGCCCUGUCGCGGGCUUUGCAAUGCCUCGUGGAUAGGCAAAUGUGAUUCUAUUUUACGGCGCUGCAUAUAAUUUUCUUGUAAAAUAAAAUUAAUCCUAACCGGAAGGGCAAUACGCACAACACCCGGGAAGUUACACGGAAAGGUCAUUGAAACUGGGAGUCCAUUAUGCAUCUCACCAACACACAUACACACACUCACACACUCCUAGAGAGGGGCAGAAUUUGCACAUGGAAAAGAAGUUGGGCAAAAAUGUGCGUGACAUGCAGGUUUGCGUGUGUGUGCGUGUGUGUUUCGGUCGGUAUGGUAAUGUGUCGGUGUGCGCAUUAUACGACCUUUUCGUUCCAGCGGCUGCUAUUUUUACACCGGCCGGCAUUUUCGGAAUGUUUAACCGACAUCAACUGGCAAGCAGGCAACGUUUCACAUUUUUCUCAUACAAUUCAUCGCCUACUUUGGUAGUGGUGGUACGGAUGGCGCCGGUGUGUUUGGUGGUAGAGCGUGUUACAGAAAUCAAAUGCGAUUUUGGCACGGUGUGCGUUGGUGUUAGUGUGGACGGCAAGAUGCUGCUGAAUAAUUACAGUACCGGUGACUGGAAAACUUGAAUGAAUCUAAAUAUAAAUGAAACCCAUUUAAUGUGCACAGACACCGGUGAAAGACGAUUCAACCGCUCGGGAGCUCCAAAUUGUGAAAUGCACCAAUGUCCUCUAGUAGCUGCUGAUAGGUGAGAAGGAGGAUGCCCAUAUUCCAAAAAUAAAUCUCCGCAGCAGGAAUGAAUCGACGACACACGAUCCGCCAGGGUAAGAAAGACCAGAAAUAGAAACAUAACCGGCUUGUGUUGUAGCCGCGAUAGACCGUCCUGUCGUGCAACUGCUGCAUUCUUAUCAAACAAUCGAUGCAAGCAUUUGUUUUAACAGCCAGAGCCUGCUAGAUGAAAUGAAUGUCGCCUCUAAUCUAUCAUUUUAUUCAUCACAGAUGAUUGUCCAGAAAGUAAUAAUCGCUGGUAGCAAACAAAGCAAAGCUUAUCUUGAUCGUGAUCUACAUCCAAGGAUGAACUUACAGGAGUUUGCAGGGGUUCUGGAAAUUGUGGCACACUUUCCGGACCCUUUCGCACGGGAAGUGAUACUUUGGGCCCGCUGGACGAUAAAGCGGUUACCAUUGCAAAUUUCAAUUUAUGGGAAAUGGAUUCUAUACCAACCUUAUUUGUCAGAAUUCUAGUGCAUGAUUAUUCCAAUUGCAUUUCCAUUUGGCCUUUCUAAUCAGAGUGCCUUAGAAUCCACAUUCCGUCACAAUUAGAUUCACUACAGUGAUUGCUGUAUCAUUAGCUCGCCACUGCAAAGUAUCACUUCCAGUGCAAAAGUGUCUAGAAAGUGUGCUAAAAGCAUAAAAACAGUCAUCUCCUGAAAACCCCUAUAACGCUGAUAAGCCAAUUGCCCGAUCACUUCGAUCGUGAAAUGCAUGGGAUCGUCAGAACUGCAUCAGCAACACAUUGAGAUAGAUCAUCGGACAGCACUGAUACAUCAUGGCCCGUCCCCUACUAUCUCCGAUUAUUUUGCUCUUCAUGGUAUCCACACUAUUUCGCUUAUCUGCCAGUAAUCGUGAGGCGAUAGGUUAUAGAGUUUUGCAGCAGAAAUCGUACUACCUCGGUACCACAUUCAGGCUAAACUGGCAUAAGGCAGCCGCUUUCUGCCGAUCGCAAGGACUCUUCCUGGUCUCGAUCAACAGCCAGUCACAGCUAGAUGAAGUGAUUGAGUACGUGAACAAAAGUGGAUUCUUUAAUGCGAACGAGAGCAACCUGCAACUGUGGACAUCGGGCAAUGAUUUGGGAGAGAAAAAUCAAUUCCUCUGGACGUCGACCGGUGAGAGGAUCACGUUUAAUCAAUGGACUCAGGGUGAACCAAAUCAUGCUCAGGUGGGCAACUGUACAGUGGAGCAUUGUGUGGUGCUGCAGCACUACCAAAACGGUCUCGGUGCUACCUAUUCGUUUGAUGAUAGAGCAUGUGAAUGGCAAUACUAUUUCAUGUGCGAAUCGUUAGAUGGUUAGAGUGCAGGAUAACGUGUUGGGGUGGUGAAGGAGUUGGAUUAAUUUAAAAUUUCAUACAUAAGCUUUUUUCCGUAAAGUUUAUUUCAUAUGAAUCAACAGCAAUAAGUGAUUCGCAUGUCGAAACGCUAAUGAUCCGUAUAAAUUUUAAAAGAUUAAUGAAUAUCGAAAGAUUUGUUGAUCUCUAGCAGAAAAUAAUUGAUUCUUUAGAUAUUCAUGAAUCCCUAAAGUGUUGCUUGCUGCAAUCCCUGAGUUUUGCUUUAUUGCAAGUCUUGAUGUGAGUUUCGGACUAGCAUACAUAACACAAAGCCUUGGUCUGCCAUAGCAUAGAAAUCGGUUCAGUUGCGGUCGAGUACUGGCGUUCCUGCUGUGCCGAAGAGCGGGAAGUCGUUAUCGAGUAUCGGGACAGUACCGGGUACACGAAAACGCAUAAAGACCUCGGCCUGGAUGUCUGCGAACGAUUUCGGCGAGGAGGGUGAAUUCCAUUGGUCCUCGACGGUUACAAGAUUGACGACUGCACGGCCAUCCUUUCCCAACUAUAACUACACCUUCAACGAUCGCUUCUGUGGGCGGGAAUGCAACGUUACCUGCAUAAGUUUGGGCCAGUUCUUAUAUGAAGAUUGUUUAUAAAAUAGAAAGCAAUUAAAAUCCAGUUAACUCCACUGCCUACCUUAAAA